Molecule: messenger RNA, 4491 nt
Organism: Daldinia caldariorum
Lineage: Eukaryota; Fungi; Ascomycota; Sordariomycetes; Xylariales; Hypoxylaceae
Exons: 2
Coding region: 1-4491 (1496 amino acids)
Biological process (GO): regulation of ARF protein signal transduction
Molecular function (GO): guanyl-nucleotide exchange factor activity
Source: RefSeq, a predicted model, not a curated record
AUGCAUUCGUCCGACAAUAGUCGACGAGGUCAGCGCCGCCGACCGGAUUUGAAUGUGAACACCUCGAGUCCUGUCAGUAGGGGUCGCGAUUCCGUACCUUCAACGCCGCCGGCAAGAUCAAAAACAAAGCCCCCCGUAUCCAGCCGAGCAUAUCGAGUACCUUCGAGUUUACCACCUUCACGCGAUUCCGAGGAUUCUUUCCUUGAUAAUGGCUCUGAUGACAUCAGAGCGAACGAUCACGAUCAACCAGACCUACCUAGAGGUAGGAGUGUGAGAGAUUCUCAUGACUUGUCCCUACCGUCCCGCCAGUUCACGCGUGACUCGCUUGUCACUAAUAUGCUGACGUCUCUGGACCAAUUCUCUCUGGGGCAAAUUCAUACACCUGUGAAUAACAUGUUUGAUGACGAUGAUCCUCUUAGUCCGCCGAGGGGAGCUGAGUACUCAAGGUCUAUGACGGUUAGUUCUCGACCGGGACGUAUGUGGAGCUCUGGCGCUGGGCAUGGCCCCGGCCACGGAUAUUCGUAUAGCUCCGACUUCGAGGGUACCGAUGACGGAUCUAGCAGGAUGUCAGGCCAAUACUCGAGGGGGAGACGUAGCAACAGCAGUUCUGGCUUCCAGACCGGAUUGGGGCGGAUUAACAGUUUGCGGGAACAUAGUCAGCCCAACACAUCUGGUGGGCGGGGGUUGCAUUCGAGAGGAGGUAAGAACAGCAACAGCAGUAGUACCAACAGUAUCGAUGCAGGCGGUUUUGCCGAAGUCCUAACCACUCAGCGGUGGGCCCAUGGUAUCGGUGGGAGAUCGUCAAGUUUUGACUAUGGACAAAGGCCUUCUUUAAAUUCUCUUACUGCUUGGAAAUCUGAUUUUUCUAACACGUUCCUUGUUGAUGAUUACGAAGCAGCGCCGACGCCAACGAUACCGGUUGGGCCCCGUCGCCUGAAUAUGCCCUCCACUCCCGUUGGGCCCCCGCCUAUGCCUAUACCUAUGCCCCCGCCGGAGCCCGAGGCGAAGACUCCCGAUCGUAAGAAAUCUGCUGCAAGAUCGAGAAGUGGUACUGCGAGAACGGCGCAAUCCAAGCAUGGCGGACAGCGCGAGAUACCACCUCCGUUACCUUCCGCUGAUCUGGAUGCUGCACCUGCGCCACAUAUCGGGUACGAGAAGUAUAAGGAAGCUUUGCCUGGCGCUUCCAACCCGGUACCGCAGGCGAAGCAGGGAUUUUUCAGUAGGAUAUUUGGCUAUCGGAACAACGCAAACGUCCCAGAGACUAAACCGGCGCAAUCGACACCUACACCAGCGGAAAACGCCGACCAAUCGAAUAAGCUGCAGCACAUAGCAUCGCAGACGAAGACCCAGCCAACUCCGCCUUUAGGGGACUCACAACGGCCGUCUAAUCCGCCUCAAGUUCUUCAUAAGAAGUCAUCCUUCUUUAGAAGGCGAAAGAAGUCUAUCGCCGAGCCUUCAAUACCACCACCUCCGGUGCCUACGCCGAUGGAAAUUAAUAGAAUCAAGGAACAAACUGCUCAGCAAGAAAACGGCUCGGUUAGUAGCUUACGCGAGGUCAUGAGUCCGUUUCUACAAGAGAACGCGCCGUCUGUUCCCGGCGCGCUUUUAUCUCCUGGUCUGGAGAGUUCGGCGCGAGCACGGGGUUAUGAAUCACAAGACGAAGAGCAUGCUCGUAAAACUCGAGGUUUCUCUCCUGAUUAUGAUCCGAGUCCAAAUGCUACUAUUCGGACUGUAAAAUCUACGUCGGCCUUACGAAGCCAGGACGCCGCCCGUAGAAGGUCUCAAAUGGAAAUAGAAAUGCGAGAUGUCCCUGAAUUACCUCCUAUGAAGUCAAUUGAGGGUCGUGACGCAACGUUCUUCCACGAUAGCAGUGACGAGGGCGAAAGGUUAGAACCCAGUGGAACCCAUAAGCAACAACAACGGCAAAGCAAUAAAUCUCCAAGAUCAAAUAAUUCCAAAGGAUUUGAUGGAAACCAUGAACAGCAAGAUAGCAUAUAUGACAAUUCUAGGCCGACUCCUUCGCCUAAUUUGUUACUUCAACAGAAUACCACACCUGAAGAGGAAAGCCACAAAACCGCCGGAAAUCGCCAAGGUCCUAAGAGGAUGUCUACUUUCCCCGGCUCACUUAACAAAUCAGCCAAUGGUUUACCUAGUGUCCAGGUGGACGCCGCCGAAAUUAGCCCAAAGAUGAUGGGUUCGCCUUUAGAUGAGCCUGAGGUCUCAGUAGGAGAGCCGACGGAGGACGACCGCCAGAAGGCACAAAAGAUCUUCGAUGGAAAUGAAGAUUUCAUUCAGAAGGAGAAAGCAGCGGCUUGGAUGGGAGAGGAGGGCCUCGUGAGGCAAAGGACACUGAAGGCUUAUAUGGAUCUCUACGACUUCACAAAUGAAAGUGUUCUUACCAGUUUACGACAAGUGUGCAGUCGUCUUGUUUUCAGAGCCGAAACACAGCAGGUUGACCGGAUAUUAGUCGCAUUUUCGAAUCGGUGGUGUGAUUGUAACCCUAACCACGGCUUCAAAACUACUGAUGUAAUUCAUACGUUGUGUUAUUCAAUCAUGCUUCUGAACACCGAUCUUCACCUGGCAGACAUCGAUCAAAAGAUGACCAAGAGUCAAUUUGUCAAAAACACGAUGACCACCGUCAAGCAUGCCAUAGCCGAUUCCAUUCCCGAGGCUUUUGAUCGGCCUAGUAUCUUGCCCGGGAAGAAUAACCUGCUAAACGCCUCCAAUUCCGAUACGGCAGCUGCCUUUGAACCUGAGCCAGAGCGACCUAGUUGGAGAUCGUCGUUUAUGCCAUUACCACGAUCGGAGUCGUCGAUGGGUAACUACUCAGACGGUCCGGUCGACACAUGUGGACCACUUGUGAAGACGCCAUUUGAAGGACCUAUGAAGGCGUGGGUUCAGCAGAUGGAACUUGUAUUAAAAGACAUCUAUAGUUCAAUCCGUGAUGAAAAGCUCCCUCUCUUCGGAGCCGAGCCGGGCCAAUCACAGAGCCAAGCGCAAGGCAGUCUUUCUGUCAUGGGUGUGCUCAAGCGCAGCCCAAGCGUCUUGUCAAAAACACCCUCCGAGGGUCACAUCUCUGUGCGCGGUAGAAUCGCUGACCCGACCCGCAAUCCUGGAAGCAGAUGGGCUUCAAAAAGUCGAUCCAGGCCAAGAUUCCCUGGUAAUGGACACUCCUCAAGCCGUACCAGUUUUGACGAUGGCAAUUCAAUCUGGAGUCCUACUACCUCGUCCGCCACAUGGAGCCGUUACUCCCUGGGUAGGACCCAAACUUCUAUGUCUAUGGACUCGUUUAGUUCAUACCCGCAUGGCGACUACCAGCAAUCGAUUGGAUUUGCCAAUGCUCUUAGCCAAGCUAUAAUACGUGAAGAUGCACCCCCGGGCACUAGUGGACAAUCUAUCAUGAGUGAGGAAAUGCAAAGUAAUCAGCUCCUUGACGAUGAAUCGCUUGAGCUUGCAGGCCCGCCUUGGGUGAAAGAGGGCAUUGUCACCCACAAGCACCAUCUAGAUGGUAUGGAUAAGAAAGCUAAAGAGCGAAAUUGGAGUGAGGUUUUUGCUGUCGUACAAAAGGGAACGUUGAGCCUCUUUUCUUUUUCAACUAAGUCAAUGCGCCAAAAGGGUCGUGUCGGCCGCAAGCCCCCUCCUGGUGCCGUUGUUGGAGGUGGAAACUGGCAGGAGAAUGCCACCAGUGUCGGCUCUUUCUCGCUUCGCCAAACGCUCGCGUCUGCUCUUCCCCCGCCCGGCUAUUCUCGUAGUCGACCGCAUGUUUGGGCUCUCAGCUUGCCCACCGGUGCUGUGCACCUUUUCCAGGUCGGCACUCCCGAAAUCAGUAAGGAGUUCGUUCUCGCGGUCAACUACUGGAGCGCCCGAUUAAGCACGCAUCCUCUAGUUGGCGGAGUUAGCAAUAUGGAAUACGGCUGGAGUGACGCAGUUAUCAAUAACGCCCUUAUACCAGCCAUCAGCGAGCCACCCCCGCUUCCGCGCCCAGGUAGCGCAGCUGCAAGUCGCACAAGCAUGCAUAGUCGCCAGGGCAGUCUUCAGAGCAGCAUUCGUUCAUCGUUUGAUGUUGGCGGCGGCUCUCGUACGAAAUUACCAGGCGAUCGAAUCCACAUUGCUGAAUGGGCCGCCCCCACACAAUCUUUACGCCCAAGCAACGCCUCCGAAGAGGAGCAGCUGGAAAUCCUGGAGGCAUACGUGAGAUCGAUCGAGGAGGACCUCCAGAAGCACAACCAACUCAGAUCCCCUAUGCUUUUAGCUUUUACACCGCGUGGCCAUAACGCUGGCAAGGCGAUGGCAAACUGGGAGCGAAAGAGUAGUUACUUACUGCGUGAGAUUGUCAAGUUUAGGACAUACGUCGAUUGCUUACAGCAUGCCAAGGCGAAGCGUGCCGAAAUCUACGCCGAACGCGAUAGCGCAAACCGCGCCUUUCAAGGGCAAGAUCUAACCGACGAUGAGGAUGUCCCGGAGGAUGCUUUGGCCAUCCAAGUCGAAUAG